Messenger RNA from Peniophora sp. CBMAI 1063, 462 nucleotides. The record is from the annotation of a GenBank genome assembly. NCBI's taxonomy places the organism in Eukaryota, Fungi, Basidiomycota, Agaricomycetes, Russulales, Peniophoraceae.
AUGGAUACUGCAAAGCGCAAGAAGAAGGGCGAUGAUAUAGAGACCACCCAGCCGUCGCUGUCUGGUAUACAACCCGGCCCGUCGAGUGAGGGCAACGAUGGUCCAUCCCUGCCGACUGCAACUCCGGAUCCAAUAUUUGGUGCGGGAGUGCAAGGUGCUGGCAAUAAAAAAAAACGCAAGCGUGCGAUAAACGACAAGCUUGACGCGUUGGCACAUGUCCGACCGAUAACGUCGCAUGCUGACUUGGAGGAUCAGCUCAAGAUCCCAGCAAGGCGAGAAGGACACUUGACAAGAGGCGCACUCGACGACCAGCUUGACUGGCACCGCCUUCAGGGACCUGCCAGCGCGAAAAUUGUCCCAGAGGCCAGGUCGACACGGUGUAAGGACAGGGGUGCGCGCAUCGAGAUGCUUCGUGAAGUCAUCACUGUGUACAGCCCGAAUGCCUCUCAAGGGAGCCAGUGA